This is a messenger RNA of Gekko japonicus, 1412 nucleotides long. Its product is annotated as integrin alpha-IIb-like. NCBI's taxonomy places the organism in Eukaryota, Metazoa, Chordata, Lepidosauria, Squamata, Gekkonidae. The transcript has 12 exons. Gene Ontology annotation, cellular component: integrin complex; external side of plasma membrane. The annotation marks the transcript as partial. Gene Ontology annotation, molecular function: integrin binding. The record is from RefSeq and is a predicted model, not a curated record. Gene Ontology annotation, biological process: cell adhesion mediated by integrin; integrin-mediated signaling pathway; angiogenesis.
GACAGACAGACCCCUCCUUAUCGGGGCAGAGAACGUGGUCCUCAUCCACGCAAAAGCGGUGAAUGCCGGCGAAGGGGCCUACGAGGCCGAGCUGGUAGUGGAGCUGCCGAGGGGAGCGUACUUUCAGACGGCUCACAGCAUCUCACGGAAACGUUACGUGGUGUCAGAGGCAGGGAAUGAGGAGUGUGCCGGCUUUGACUGCGACGUAUUUGGUGAACCAGGAGCUGCGCAAGCCCCACCUGCGAAGCUGAUUUGCAAUUCCCGCAAGGAAAAUGAGACCCACCUGGUGGCUUGUGAAAUAGGCAACCCUAUGAAAUCCCACACGGAGAUCCAGGUGGACAUGGAAAUAAGUGUCAGUCAGCUGGAGGAGGCAGGUGACAAUGUCACUUUCAGGAUGCAGCUCAGGAGCAGGAACAGAGACAACCCGAACAGCGACGAGAAGCUGCUCCAUGUGCCAGUCGAGGUCGAGGCUAGGAUGACGCUUCGGGGGAGCUCUGCCCCAGCCAGCGUCCUGCUCCCACUGGUCACUGAGUACCCCAAACACGAGAGCAAGAAAGUGGCUGACUAUGGGCCCCAAGUGGAGCACAUUUAUCGGUUGCAGAAUGAUGGUCCGAGUUCUGUUUCCAGGGCUGAACUUCUCGUGAACUUUCCCAAUCGUUUCCGGGGAAACUUCCUACUCUACAUCACAAAGGUGACCACGGAAGGCAGCAUCAGCUGCUUUCCUUCCAACGAGACCAACCCCCUGAAGCUAGAGGUGCUGGAGCCCACGGCCAUCCCCAGCUACAACGGGACUUUCCAGCCACAAAGAGGGCGCGAGAAGCGUGAUGUGACCGCAGAGGCUGACCCAGCAGCGCUGCAGGGACCUGUUUUGGUGAACUGUAGCAGUCAGGCUUGUGCCGCCAUCCUCUGCCAUGUGGGGGUGCUGGAGAAAGGGCAGGGAGCUUCUGUCACCAUCCAUGCCGUGCUGUGGCUGCAGAGUUUCCAAGAGUGUCCCCUGGAACACUUCCUCAUCGAAUCCCAGGCCUGGUUCGGCGCCUCAGCAAUGCCAUACCGAAUUCAGCCGAAAAAUCUACCAAGUGGGACCAUCUCGGCAGAGACGCUGGUGGAGAGGCUAGAUCCUGACGCUGAGAAGAGCAUCCCUGCCUGGUGGAUCAUUGCGGCUGUGCUGGCCGGCCUUUUUCUCCUUGCUGCCUCCAUUACCCUGCUCUGGAAGACUGGUUUUUUUAAGAGAACACGCCCUCCGACAGAGGACCAGGAGGAACUGACGAAUGACCCCGAAACAUAAUCUGUGGGGCAGGAGCAGUCGUGGCAGUUCUAUAUGUCCGGGAUCCACCCCCGUCAGAUCUCAUUCCCACGUGGAUGCAUCCCGACAUCGUGCCAAGGAGAUGCCAGACCGCACACACACCCCCCCG